CUUUCAUCAUUAAUCCUUCCCAUUUGCCCAUCAUAUCCACACACACUCUAUAUAUACACGUCUAUAGAUUUCAUAGUUCAAUAUUCUAAAAAAUUACUACUGUCAAAAUCAAGCCAAAAAAUGCAAAAAUCUCCCCAUUUUCUCAUCCUUGCACUACUCUUACCAAUCCAUUAUUUGAUGGAUUCUAGCUCAGCCAAACACGAUAUCAACACCGAUCGUUCUUCACUUCUUGCCUUGAAAUCUCAAAUCACUUUAGAUCCUCUAAAUAUAUUGACCCAAAAUUGGAGCACUGAAGCCAGUGUUUGUAGUUGGAUCGGAGUUACUUGUGAUUCACAUUACAAUAGGGUGACUCAGUUGAAUAUAUCGGACAUGGGUCUUGUGGGAACCCUCCCACCAGAAAUUGGGAAUCUUUCUUCUCUCGUUUCUUUACACGUGAACGAGAACUCCUUUCAUGGCCCCAUUCCCCCAUCUAUCUUCAACAUGUCAUUUCUAGAAGUAUUGGAAGUAAGGAAUAAUAGUUUGUCUAGUAGUUUACCUCUUGAUAUGUGCAAACACAAUCUGCAUAGACUCAAGAGGCUUCGUUUCAAUCACAACGAGUUGUAUGGGGAAAUACCAUCGAGUUUGGGGCAGUGUUCACAGCUUGAGUAUCUUUCUUUGGGGAACAACACUUUCACUGGAUUUGUGCCGAGAGAAAUAGGGAACUUGAAGAAGCUUCAAACGUUGUACCUUGGUGAAAAUCAGUUGACUGGUACUAUUCCGAAAGAGAUUGGAAAUCUUCAUAAUUUGCAGGACAUGUGGUUGGGUUCCAACGAACUUAGCGGAUCAAUCCCAAGAGAAGUGGGGAACAUGACAGCUCUUAUGAAGUUAUACCUCGACUAUAAUAGAUUAAGUGGUACUAUUCCGAAAGAGAUUGGAAAUCUUCAUAAUUUGCAGGACAUGCGGUUGCAUUCCAACGAACUUAGCGGAUCAAUCCCAAGAGAAGUGGGGAACAUGACAGCUCUUUUGAACUUAUACCUCGACAAUAAUAGAUUAAGUGGUACUAUUCCGAAAGAGAUUGGAAAUCUUCAUAAUUUGCAGGACAUGUGGUUGGGUUCCAACGAACUUAGCGGAUCAAUCCCAAGAGAAGUGGGGAACAUGACAGCUCUUAUGAAGUUAUACCUCGACUAUAAUAGAUUAAGUGGUACUAUUCCGAAAGAGAUUGGAAAUCUUCAUAAUUUGCAGGACAUGCGGUUGCAUUCCAACGAACUUAGCGGAUCAAUCCCAAGAGAAGUGGGGAACAUGACAGCUCUUUUGAACUUAUACCUCGACAAUAAUAGAUUAAGUGGUCAAAUACCAUCUACCAUUGGGAAUCUAUCAUUGAUUCUUCUAGAACUCUCUUCCAACAAAUUAAUCGGUCAGCUUCCAUCCUCCAUCUGUAACUUGACAUCCCUUGAGUAUCUUCUUCUCUCAAAUAACACUUUGGAAGGAACAAUUCCACAAUGCUUUGGAAACUUGAGCUCUCUGGUCAUCUUUCAUUUAAAUAAAAAUCAGUUUCGAGGUCUCAUUCCAGCAACAUUUAGCAAGGGGUGUAGUCUUGAAUCCAUCAAUUUGAAUGGUAACAAAUUGCAAGGACCAUUACCUAAAUCCUUGAUCAAUUGCGGAAGUCUACGAGGCCUCGACGUUGGAAAUAAUAGAAUACAAGCCGAAUUUCCCUUUUGGAUGGAAGUCCUUCCAGACCUUCGAGUGCUUGUCUUGAGGUCUAACAAGUUUUAUGGUAACAUGCCACUUCCUUCACAAACCAAUAUUCCAUUUCAUAAUUUGCAAGUUUUAGAUAUAUCUCAUAAUAGAUUUGUGGGUUCUCUGCCUCAAAGAUAUUUCAAGAAUUUCAGAGCAAUGAUAGAGGUAAAUGAAACAAACUUGUCAAAUGGCAGCGCCCUUCUGUUUUAUGUGGAGAUGAGGCUCACCUUGAAAGGGCUGGAUCAAUUAUUAGUGAGAUUGUUGUCAGACUUUACAACAAUUGACUUAUCCUCCAAUAGGUUUUCUGGGAGCAUUCCAGAUUCCAUAGGAAAUCUUAAGAUUCUCAAAUACUUGAAUUUGUCCCACAAUAACCUCAUUGGAAAUAUACCUUCAUCUCUUGCAAAUAUGAGUGAACUUGAAUCUCUGGACUUGUCAGUGAACAAGUUGGAUGGAGAAAUUCCAAGUGAAUUGACAAGAUUGACAUUUCUUUCGACAUUAAACCUUUCAAUGAAUAAUCUUGUUGGAAAAAUACCACAAUCUACUCAAUUUUCCACAUUUGAGAAUAACUCGUAUGAGGGAAAUGUAGGAUUGUGUGGAUUUCCUUUGACAAGAAAAUGCAAUGUGGAGAAUGGGCAGCGGCUGCAGCCAGAAGAAGAAGAAGAGUAUGGAUUUAUAGAUGGAUUUGGAUGGAGAAGUGUAGUGAUGGGAUAUGGAAGUGGAUUCAUAGUUGGGAUUGGAAUUGGUUACAUCAUUAUUAGAAAUGGAAGGCCAAGAUGGUUAGUGGAAUUCUUUUUCGGCAUUGGAUAUAAUAAUAAUAAUAAGAAGAAGAGACGCAGCAGAGCUACACCUACACCAACACGCAGGAGAACUUAAUUGAAGGAUUGUGCUCGAAUUGUGUUUUCCUUUUCUUAUCUCCUUUUUAAUGGCUACUUUAGUGUGUUUGUGCUCGAUUUCAACUUUAGAGUUUAUGAAAUAUUGUUGUUUGUUCGUAUUGUUA
Molecule: messenger RNA, 2713 nt
Organism: Salvia miltiorrhiza (redroot sage)
Lineage: Eukaryota; Viridiplantae; Streptophyta; Magnoliopsida; Lamiales; Lamiaceae
Product: receptor-like protein 52
Exons: 6
Coding region: 121-2589 (822 amino acids)
Molecular function (GO): protein binding
Source: RefSeq, a predicted model, not a curated record